Molecule: messenger RNA, 4609 nt
Organism: Drosophila eugracilis
Lineage: Eukaryota; Metazoa; Arthropoda; Insecta; Diptera; Drosophilidae
Gene: Ptp52F
Product: phosphatidylinositol phosphatase PTPRQ
Exons: 18
Coding region: 131-4429 (1432 amino acids)
Biological process (GO): protein dephosphorylation
Molecular function (GO): protein binding; protein tyrosine phosphatase activity
Source: RefSeq, a predicted model, not a curated record
CGGUUAUAAUUACUGGCAUUCGGGCGUUACUUUAGUUCUUAGUAUAGUGCCCAAAUAUUCGCGCUCUCCGAAAAAGCAAGAAUAAAAAUCCGUCCAUCUGUUACCUCAACUAAAGCAAUGAGGCUCUAAGAUGGACACCAGACACUGGAAGCCAUCGGUUAGGAUAUACGGUUUGAUUCUCACCCUGUGGAUCACCUGGGUUGAAGGACAGACCGAUCUAUCCCCGAGUGCAACGAUAGGAGCCGAGGAACUAGCAGAUAAGGUGGAAGUGAAUGUGGUUUCUACAGUCUAUACACUGGGCUUCAGCAUUCCUGACGAGACGGAAUAUUCCAUUGAUGCAGUAACCUGCCGAAAUGGAUCAGGAACGGAGACCAAAGCAAAUGAUGCUCAUGUGUGCGAGAACCUUAAUCCGUGCACCUUUUAUACCUGUACUGUUUCAUUCCGAUCAAAUGUGCUUGGCAAGCAUCCACCUUCCGACCAAACGAUCUACGCAUACACCGAAUAUAAACAGCCCAGAACGACAGUGAACUCGGUUGUGGCCACUGCGAAUACAAUCAAGGUAACAUGGCAAACGACGGACCGGGCGUGUGUGGAGUCCUUUGUGGUUUCGGCAACAUCGUCAGACUACUCAAACAGCAUGCAGCCCUUGAGCGAUAAAAACACCUGCACUUUUGUGGGAUUAAGGGCAUGUCUGACGCACACUGUAGUCCUGCAGACGAAGAACAACGCCAGUGUAGUGGUUGAUACAGAUACUAAUGUAAUUGACACCGAAUAUUCCGAGCCCGGCGAUCUCGUGAUGAAUAUAACGAACCUACCCAGUGGGUUUACGUUAGUCAAAUGGGAAGAUCCCACGGAGAAGCACUGCAUCAGCAACUAUGUUUUUAAGUGGCGACGUGAAGAUUGCGGAAAGGAUCAAAAUCUGGAUACUACCACGGAAGAGCCCAGCACUGAGACAACAAUCGAUAUGGAUUACGUCACUGCCACCACAAUGGAGACAGUUCCGGAUGACCCGGACAAUGAAGUUGAGUGCGAUUGGAGUGACGUCUCAUCCGAUGGAAACCUAAGAGAAUAUAUUUUAUCCGAUCUUCAAGGAUGUGAGCCGUAUACCUUUCAAGUGUUUAUCAACGAGAACAACACGGCCAAGGCAUCGGAGCAGUUCACAUCGGCCGAAAAAACGGUCAGUGCCGUCUAUGAGCCUAGCCCUACAGCCGACUCUACGCAGUUGAAUUGGACUUGGUCAGCUCCCCAGAAUCAUCCCAGAUGCGUGGCCAACUAUAGUGUAAAGUUGACGGGACCCACUCAACGAGCGGAUACCAAAGUCUAUGAGUUGGUCACACAGGAAAGGAGCGCAAUCUUCAAGGACCUUGAUCCAUGUGGUAUAUACAUAGUUGAGAUUGUGCCCACCCAGUUGAAUGGCAGCUCUGGGGUUCGGUACCAGCAACAGAGCACAGUGGGCGAAGAUCAGCCCACCCAGAUCCUAGAACCCGUGGUGGAGCCCAGUGCCUACUCAAUGGUAGUGAGCUGGAAUACUCCCGCCUACGCUGAUCUCUGCAUCGAUGGCUAUCGACUGUCCGGCUGGAUGGAGGACGAUAAAGUAGUGGAAGUUGAGGCCUUAAGUCUUACUACCCAAAAUACUACCGUGGUGUUCGAUAAGAAUCUUCUGGCCUGUCAGAUAUAUAUUAUCCAAAUCAUACCAUAUACCAGAGAAAGUCUCGACGGCGAACUGAGACGGAUCGAAGUGGAGACCAAAGCAGCUAUAGUUGAUAACUUAAAGGUGAAGCUGGAAAUGAAGCAAGCUGGAUCCGAAUUUAUUGAGCUAACUGCCUUCAAUGCAGACUAUAACAACACCUGUCACACAAUAUUUGCACUCUUCAGUUGCAACGCCACCACCCAGGUGCGUAAUCCGUAUGCGGAGAGUAUCGAUUAUGGACAUAGCAAGCAAGGUUUUAAUGCAAGUCUCACCCCACUCUCCCCCUACACCACAUACGUCUGCCAAGUGGUAUUAUAUAACAUCGCAGGUCCCUCGGAUCCGAAGACUUUGGCUGGUCUACAGACCUCAACGUAUUAUCCCGAAGAGCCGGAGGAUUUGAAUCUGGAGGCAAGCACGGAUACCAGCCUAAUGUUUAACUGGCAUCCGCCCACCUAUACGAACGGUGCCAUUAAGUACUACCAGGCCUUCUUGAUGCGUCACGAGGCCAAUUACUUUGUUCCCGAGGACUGCGAGGAUGUGGCCCAGGAUACCAAGACGGAGACCAAGGGUGAACUGAAUGUUAACUUCACAGGACUGGCUCCAGCUGUAAAGUAUAUGAUGCAAGUGGCGGCACAGAAUGACUUUGGAUUGGGGGAUUAUACAGCUCCCGUAAUUGGAAUCACCAUGCCUGCAGUAUCUAACAUCGUGACCCAGCUGACCGUAACGUCGCAGGGUCCUAAAAACAACAACACUGAGUACGGCGCCAACGUGACAAUCACCUGGAAGGUGCCAUGUGUGUCGAACGGUGACAUCGAGUAUUUCCAUCUGGGCUUCAGCGGCUCGAGGUACAACUAUACUCCCGUUGAAUUCCAACGCAAGGUAGAACUGGACCAGGAAAAUCUCCAAGGUCGUAUGUCCUACACGGAGACGGAAAUGUUGCCAUCGUAUGACUAUACGGUUCAGAUCUCUGUAAAGAAUCGCGAUGUGGAUCAGCUUAGUCGCAGUGUGGCUGGGACAUGGCAAUCUCCAGCGGGACUACCGACAAUACCGAGUGAAGACCUUAUAAAGCAAAUGCGUGCGAAUGUCGAGGAGACCACCAGUCCUACUAAAACGGCCGUUGUCCGACUCCCUGCGGACAUCAUGACGUCCGAGUCCGGUAACAUACUAUAUGUGGCGCUGUUGGUAUCGCAAAAGAACUGUGCAGGUAUUCCACCCCUCAAAUACGAUGUUAGCAGCGAGUGGCCAGAGGUCUUGUCCUACCAAGAUGCCGGAGCCGAUGGCACCGGAGAUUGCAGCCUGCAGUACCAAACCACCGAGGAACGCUGGCAUCCCGAGCCCGUCGAACGCCUGGGAAGGAGCACUGAGUUAAACUCAUCCAAUAUGGAAAUCGUUUUUACUAUCGGAGUAGACAAGUGUUCGGAGACCACAAAAGUGUACUGCAAUGGACCACUGUUGGCCGAUACGGAUUAUAACGUUGUGGUAAGACUAUUCACCUCAUCUGGAUAUAGCGAUGCCGCCGUUCUGAAUUUCAAAACGAAGGCGGCCAUAAAAGUGACCCUGAUCCUGGUUAGCGUUUGCAGCUGUCUGCUAUUGGCUUUCAUCCUGGGCUUGGCGGUUCUCUGGGUGCGAAAGCGGUUGGCCUGGAAACGUGAUUCCGGUCAGGGUAUUGAGGAUCCUUUUGGAAAUGUUAUUGCCAAGAACUUUGCAAUUUUUUAUGCAGAAGUGGCCAGGCCAGAAAAACUUGCGAGGGAGUUCAAGGAGAUUACCGUAGUGGCCCUGGAGUUGAGCUACUCCGCCUCCGAGUUGGGCUGCCACAAGAAUCGCUACGCGGAUAUAUAUCCUUACGACAAGAAUCGGGUUAUCCUGGAUAUAGAUGCGGAGGGAUCGGACUACAUCAAUGCUUCCUUCAUAGAUGGUCACACACGUAAGAAGGAGUACAUAGCCACUCAGGGACCAAAACCAGAGAGUGUGAUGGACUUUUGGCGGAUGGUCCUGCAGUACAACGUGCGGGUUAUUGUUCAAGUUACUCAAUUCCGAGAGGGCAAUACGAUCAAGUGUCAUGAGUAUUAUCCCUAUACCAUGCGGGGAUUAACAGUGACCAUAAAGUCCAAGGAGAUCUUUGAGCUUUAUGAUCGGACGGAAUUGACAGUUGUUCAUGACAAGUACGGCCUUAAGGAGAAGGUUAUCCAUUUUUACUUUAAAAAGUGGCCCGAUCAUGGCUGCCCAGAGGAUCCCAUGCACUUGAUUACCCUCGUGAAGAAGGUCAAGGCGGAGAGGCGACCCAGUUACUCGCCCAUCGUCGUCCACUGCAGUGCGGGAGUGGGCAGGACGGGAACGUUUAUAGGUCUGGAUCUGAUCAUGCAGCGAUUGAAGAGCGAGUCGAAAAUAAAUAUUUUCGAAACAGUCAAGAAACUGCGAUUUCAGAGGAUGAAAAUGGUACAGACGCAGCAGCAAUAUACGUUCCUCUAUGCCUGCACCUAUGAACUAGUGAAGCAUAAAAUUCCUAGAGCAGCCUUAAAAAUGGAAGGGCGUCCAAAUUCUGUCACCAUUCCUGCCAUUUCCGCUCCCAAGAAGGUAAGCUUCCCGGACGUGGAUAUCGGCAGUGGAGAUGCUUUUGUGGGUUCUGCUCCAAUAGAAGACGAUACGCCAACACUGCAGCUACCAGCUCGAUUCUCCGGCCUGCGGAGGAGCAGUUUAGCAGGCGGGAACGAUGGCCCAACCACUAGCAGCAAUAUGUAAAAGGAUUUUCUAUAGCAUUUGUUUUAUACGAGCACGACUCAGCAGCAAUAAUAGCCAAAGAAAGAUGUGUCUAUAUAUGUAUUUAUAUAAAGUGCCUAAAGUGGAUUUCCACUUGAAAAUUGUAUAUGAAUCCCCGUUUUUGUACAUAAAUGUUAUUUAUAAAGAAGUGCAUGUAUCACA